AUGAAGCAGCAGAUCAUGGCGGAUGGCCCCAGGUGUAAGAGGCGAAAACAGGCCAACCCCAGGAGGAAAAACGUUUUGAACUAUGAGAAUGUAGUGGACACGGGUUCGGAAACAGACGAUGAAGACAAGCUUCACAUUGCAGAAGAAGACAGUAUUAUGAACGCCCUGGACCGCGACUCCAGUCCAGUGACUAUGCCCAACCACGAUUCUUCCCCACAUGGGAAACAAAUAUUGUUGCCAAGAGAAGACGAAGAAAGUGAGAAGAGAGAUUGCGGCAUGGACCACACCUGGCACAGCAGGGAGACACUACCUGUCUCAAUGGAUGGUACUGAAGAAAUGAAGGAAGAGUAUGACACUAUGGGGCCUGAAGUCACACUUCAGCCAAGGAGAGGUAAUGGUACAGGAAAGACAGUAGGUUGCACGACAGAUCUCGAGGAGUACUUUGCCAAACGGAAGCUCGAGGAAGGAGACAGCCAUGCGGUUAGCAUUGCAGAAUACUUGCAGCGGAGUGACACAGCCAUUAUCUACCCGGAAGCGCCUGAAGAACUGUCCCGGCAUGGAACACCAGAGGCCAAUGGGCAAGAGGAAAAUGACCUGCCACCUGGAACUCCAGAUGCUUUUGCCCAACUGCUGACCUGUCCAUACUGUGACCGGGGCUACAAGCGCUUGACGUCAUUGAAGGAGCACAUUAAAUAUCGACAUGAAAAGAAUGAAGACAACUUUGCCUGCCCUCUGUGCAACUACACAUUUGCCUACCGCACCCAGCUUGAACGACAUAUGGCCACUCACAAGCCAGGGAGAGAUCAGCCCCACAUGCUGACCCAUGGUGCUGGUAAUCGCAAGUUCAAAUGCACAGAGUGCGGCAAAGCCUUUAAAUACAAACACCAUCUGAAGGAACACCUGCGAAUUCAUAGUGGUGAAAAGCCAUACGAGUGUCCAAACUGCAAGAAGCGCUUCUCUCAUUCCGGGUCCUACAGCUCCCACAUCAGUAGCAAGAAGUGCAUUGGCUUGAUUUCGGUCAAUGGCAGGAUACGACCCAGCCUGAAAGCGGGCUCCUCUCCUACUUCAGUCUCCUCCUCUCCUACCAAUUCAGCAAUUACCCUGUUGAGGCACAAACUGGAGAACGGCAAGCCUCUUGGUAUUCCUGAGCAGCCAGGACUACUUAAAAUCAAGACAGAGCCACUAGAUUUCAACGACUACAAGGCCAUGAUGGGUUUCCCAAAUGGUGGAAUGGGAACUGACAGCCAGAUGUCGAUCAACAGUUCAGUUCUAAGUCCCAUGCAGCACUUUGGAGUAGGCAUGGAAGCACACAUAUUAAGCUUUGCAAAUGUAGCAAGCGGUAACUUAAGUGAAGUCCAAAAAGUCCUCAAAAUUGUUGACAAUACAGUGUGUAGGCAAAAAAUGGACUGCAAACCUGACGAGAUUUCAAGACUUAAAGGUUAUCAUGUGAAAGAGCCACAAUCUCAAGCUUCCCUGGCUGAGGAGCAAGGAAUUACCUCCCCUGUAAUGCCAUCAGUUGGUCUUCCAGUUGUCAGCCAUAAUGGUGCCACUAAAAGUAUUAUUGACUACACACUAGAGAAGGUGAACGAAGCCAAAGCUUGUCUCCAGAGUUUGAACACAGACUCACAAAGGCAAGUGAACAAUUUGAAGAAGGACAGGAUACGGAACAUGAGUUGCUCUGCAUUAGAUCUUGGCAUGGAGGAAAAGACAUUUGACAACAGCAUCAUAUCUCCUUACACCUGCCAGUUCUGCAGGGAGAUUUUCCCUGGUCCCAUUCCCUUACAUCAGCAUGAACGCUACAUGUGCAAGAUGAAUGAAGAAAUCAAGGCUGUGCUACAGCCUAUUGAAGCGAUUUCCAAUAAACCAGUAAUGCUGGGUGAAAGGCAAGCUUAUAUGUUGUCCUCCCUUCUUUCAGAAAAAAAUAUCCCCAACCCCAUACAUACUUAUAAGGACCACAUGUCUGUAUUAAAAGCUUAUUACGCCAUGAAUAUGGAGCCAAAUUCUGAAGAACUACUGAAAAUUUCCAUUGCUGUUGGCCUCCCUCAGGAUUUUGUAAAAGAAUGGUUUGAGCAAAGGAAGGUCUAUCAGUUCACUAAUUCCAGGUCACCCACACUGGAACGGACCAGUGCUGAGAUGGCACUGACUACCAUCGAGCCUUUCAUAAUUAAAGACUGUCUGUCAGCUAGGCAUCCAACAGCAGCAUUAAGAUUGAUGGACUCAAUAACGUCACCUUCGAUAGCAGAACUGCAUAACAGUGUUACUAAUUGUGAUGCACCUCUCAGGCUUAGUAAAUCUCAGUUUAUCAGUAUUAAACAGAUUGGUGAUAAAAUGGACCACUCAAGGAGCAAUACUCCUUCCCCUUUGAAUCUUUCCUCUACUUCCUCAAAGAACUCCCAUAGUAGCUCAUACACUCCAAACAGCUUCUCUUCAGAAGAGCCUCAGGCUGAGCCACUGGACUUGUCUUUGCCAAGACAAAAGAAUGAACAUAAAAGCUUUGUCACAGGAAAAAUAAGAAAUAAAGCCAAUAGUAUUAUCAUUGACCAUAACAGUAUUUCCUAUCCAUCAGAGAAUUCAGAUGAGCCCUUGAACUUGACUUUCCUGAAGAAGGAAUUACCUAAUAUGAACAACAUCCUAGACAAAAGCACUAAGCCAGUAUACAGUACAAAUCCAUUUAGUGCCAAACCUUUGUACACAACUCUUCCACCACAAAAUGCAUUUCCCUCAGCUGCUUUCUUGCCUUCGGUCCAGAAUAGUAUUCCGGGUCUGCGACCAUACCCAGGGCUAGAUCAAAUGGGCUUCCUCCCGCACAUGGCCUACACAUAUGCAACAGGCGCAGCUACUUUUGCAGAAUUGCAACAGAGGAGAAAGUACCAACGAAAGCAAACGUUCCAGGGGGAAUUGCUUGAUGGAACCACAGAUUACAUGUCAGGCUUGGAUGACAUGACAGAUUCAGAUUCUUGUCUGUCCCGAAAGAAGAUCAAGAAGACAGAAAGUGGCAUGUAUGCAUGUGACUUGUGUGACAAAACAUUCCAGAAAAGCAGUUCCCUUCUGCGACAUAAAUAUGAGCACACAGGAAAGCGGCCACAUCAAUGUCAAAUUUGUAAGAAAGCAUUUAAACACAAGCAUCAUCUUAUUGAACAUUCACGACUGCACUCCGGUGAGAAACCAUAUCAGUGUGAUAAGUGUGGCAAACGCUUCUCACACUCAGGGUCCUACUCACAACACAUGAACCACAGAUAUUCCUAUUGUAAACGGGAGGCAGAGGAAAGGGAAGCAGCUGAACGAGAAGCCCGUCAGAAGGGACACUUAGAACCUGCAGAGCUACUGAUGAAUCGCCCCUACUUACAGAGCAUUACUCCUCAGGGGUAUUCGGACUCGGAGGAACGAGAAAGUAUGUUGAGAGAGGUAGAGAGUGAACGUGAGCAGGAAAAAGGAGAAGAGGGCGAGGAGAAACUGGUCAGGCGAGAUGGGGAAGAGGAAUUUGAUGAAGAAGAAGAAGAAAGUGAAAAUAAAAGCAUGGAUACAGAUCAGGACACAAUAAGAGAUGACGAGGAGAAUGGUGACCACUCAAUGGACGAUAGCUCACUUGACGAGAAAACGGAAACCAAAUCAGAACAUGAAGACAAUGUGGAAGAUGGCAUAUAAUAACUACUGCAUUUUAGCUUCCUACUUCUUCCAGUAGUAUUGUUACUUGCUUGAAACACUGCUGUGUUAAGCUGUACAUGCACGUGCCUGAUGCUUCCUGGAAGCCUGAGUGUUGGACAGAUGGGGCAGUCUGUCAGAUGCAAAAAAAGGGAAAAAAAACGAAAAAAAAACGAGACAGUGUUAGGACGAAUUAGUCAAGUUUGGGUUGUGAAGAGUUGCAUUAUGCAAAAAAAUGUUCAGUGUUAGGGCCUAAAAAAAUGUGUGGUUCAAGCAGCCUAAAUUAUCCUUCUGUCAAUAGUUUUUUUUAGCACAAAAUAAUGGAGUAUAUUGCAUUACAUGCCACUUGUAUUACUACACAAAAUUUUAUGAAGAAAUGUAUUGUCUGUGUUUUCUACCUAUGUAUAUUAUUACACAAGAGUAACUUGAAAAUGAAAUGCCUGUGCUUUUACCCAUACCUGCAAAAGUAAACAACAGUAUUUUAGUGGACUGUUUGUAGUUUGAUCCAGCCAUUAGGCCUAAUACUGCAACCACACAAUAUUUUAGGUUCCCAAUAAUUCAUUGAAGGAUCAUGAAAUGAUGCACGUGUGAUUUUUUUAGAAAAUGAAGUCUUAAAAGUGGCCCAGCUAUGAAGGACGAGAGAGUGAGAGCAAGAGAGAAAGAGUGCCUGCGAGAGAGAGAUAGAGAGAGAGAGCGAGAGAGGGAGAAAGAGAGAGAGAGAGAGAGAGAUGUGGAGAGGAGGAGAGAGAGAGAGAGAGGAGGAGAGAGAGAGAGAGAGAGAGAGAGAGAGAGAGAGAGAGAGAGAGAGAGAGAGAGAGAGAGAGAGAGAGGCAGAAAUGGUGGAGAAAGCCUUUUGAAAGGUGAUUAAAAAAAAGCCUUAUAUGCAAACCUUUUAAUCUGUGUGUUCUGCAAGUGCCAUCCUUGUAUAGUGCUAAAUGAAGGUAACUAAAGUUACCUUGCACCAGCUUCAGUGUUAAACAGCUCACCCUGUUCUUUGAAGCACCCAUGUCAGUAUUAGAAUCUAGGCAGCAGUUCCUUAGUUUACAUAUGUUUGUGCAAUUUUCUGUACUUUUUUGUUCAUUAACUUGUCAGUAUUACACCAAACUUUGCAACAAUUUGCAUUCAUUUUAUUUUAGGUCAAAUAACAUUUAUUUAUGUUGCUCAUUUUAUAUUUCUUAAUUUUAUUUAUUUCAUACUGUAGUGUACAGUAUUAUAGUUCUUCAAUAUAUAGAUAUAUUUUAGUAAAGGAACAUGAGGUUGAUCAUUUGGGCAAAUUUUACGUAAUGAGAAGAGCAUUUAUUGUGUUUUCAAACAUGAAUUGUGAGAUACGAAUUUUCAAUUUAUUAUUUUAUUUUGUUUUCCAAUUACUGGAUUCCAAAUUUGAGAACUUUUGAUACGAUCUUGUGAAAACACUGUAUUUUCGACUGAAAAUUCCACUUUCUUCAUCUGUUUUUUAGCUAAAAAAGAGGGACUGUUAAAAUACAAUGUAUGAUACCAUGACAGAAAUCUUUCCUGAAUUGUCUUUGUAAAAGUAUUAUUAAAUUUUCAAUUUGUAAUUUCUCUUUGAAAUGACCAUGCUCGAAUAAAAUGUAGCCAAACUAGGACCUGUUACGUGCAGCUUAAGGUUCUAUGGACAUCACUGCAGCAAACAGAUGUGCAUAAUAAUGUAUAAUGUUUCCUUCCUAACUGUAGGAUUGUCUUCAAACCAUAAAGAAUUACAUUUUCAUCCAUAGCAUUGUUAACAAAAAAUAUUUAUUAACUUAAA
Messenger RNA from Amblyraja radiata (thorny skate), 5407 nucleotides. It is a transcript of the gene zeb2b, whose product is annotated as zinc finger E-box binding homeobox 2b. Gene Ontology annotation, biological process: anatomical structure development; regulation of transcription by RNA polymerase II. Gene Ontology annotation, molecular function: DNA-binding transcription factor activity, RNA polymerase II-specific; RNA polymerase II cis-regulatory region sequence-specific DNA binding. NCBI's taxonomy places the organism in Eukaryota, Metazoa, Chordata, Chondrichthyes, Rajiformes, Rajidae. The transcript is spliced from 9 exons. The record is from RefSeq and is a predicted model, not a curated record. The coding region runs from base 1 to 3645 and encodes 1214 amino acids.